Molecule: messenger RNA, 2100 nt
Organism: Penicillium samsonianum
Lineage: Eukaryota; Fungi; Ascomycota; Eurotiomycetes; Eurotiales; Aspergillaceae
Exons: 13
Coding region: 1-2100 (699 amino acids)
Source: RefSeq, a predicted model, not a curated record
AUGGCAACUCUACAAGGAACUCACCGCCGAGGUCCCUCAAAGCCUCAGAGCGGACUUGCAGCUCAGAGCAGAAAUGGAGACGGGGAGGAAUCCCCAGAAGGGGCUGUCGAGAAAAGCAACACCCCUGCUCUUAGUAUCACCGCUCAUGAUGUGUAUUUUGAGCUUUCCGAGGAGGAAACCAACCGAAAGUAUGGUGAACUCGGUGCCAACGUCCAGAAACUGCUUGAUACUCCGUUGAAUAUGGAACUUGGUACACAGAAAGACAAGGUGGAUUUGCUGAAGGCGAGCAUUGCGGACUUUAAACUGGAGGGCUACGAUCAUGCACAGUGGAAGUCGACUGCUAGUACUACUGAUGCAAUCUCGGCCGGCUCCCUAUCGGACGCAGAUUGGGACAUGGUUUGUCGAGCCACCCAUUUUAUGAAUGGCCAUCGAAUGGUUUUCUUGGAAAACGCGGGCGGCCGAAGAAAGUUCCAAAGAAUCGAUAAAGCGCCAUAUUCUGCCUUUUCUAUCAAAGCGAGGAGCCUCGAUGAGAUGGGAAUGACCGGUCCUAACGUCACACUUCCAACCACAGAUCCAAUCUUGUACAAGUAUCCUUUGUACACUGUCACGGAUGACUCCUAUGUCAAUGUGUUUGAAACCGCCAAUGCACUUUCCAACAGCCUUGCAUCGAGCAACUUCUCAUCGAUGGAUGUUGAGGCUUCAAUUGGGGGAGGCCUUUUCGGCUACAGUGCUGCCGCCAAGGGUGGGUUCAGCAGAAGUGAGACUGACGCCCUUGCUACCAGCGAACAAAGCAAGCACCGAACCAUGAACAUCACAUACAAUUUUCCGAGAGUGGUUCUGCAUCUGGACAAUGACAGCUUGGUGCUGACCAAGAGCUGCAAGGAUGCCUUGGACAACAUUAUCAACCUCAGAAAGGACCCGAAGGUGGCAAGUUGGCAAGAAAGGAAAGCUCUGAUCAAAUUCUAUCAGAAGUUUGGACACUUCUUUGCCACCAACGUAGAACUGGGUGGAAAGUUGUUUUCAAAGGAGGAAUUUACUUCAACAGAUGUGAUGAAAACGGCAGAGAAGUCAAAUGCUAUGAAGAUUAGCGCGGCGCUGUCCUUUUCUUCUCCAGUGGUUCAGGCCUCUGCUAGCUACAGCCAGGAAACCCAGAAAUCGUCAGGUAGCGCCAGCCAGACCAGUAACAUGAGCAAAGCACUUUCUUGGGAAGCCGUGGGUGGUGAUACGACACUUUGCAACAAUCCUCCGGCCUGGAGUUCUACAGUCAAGCCCUUCAAGAACUGGAGAGUCAUCAACCAAAAGGACGUCAUGGCAAUUGCGGAGUUUAUUGGGACAUUCGAUGGAUAUGAUAAAAUCCCCGAAAUGUUCAAAAUGAUCAGCCAUGAAUCCGCCCAAAGAACGCCCUGCCGCUUCCUCCUCCAAGCGGACCCUGGCUAUGACGGAAAAAUCAAGGGAACCCAGUAUUAUGGCCUUCGCAAUGAUGUAGGUCAAAGGAAAAAUGAGCUUAUGUUUGAUUACCUGAGCGACUGGUGUCUAAAAGAAGAAAAAGUCAGAUCGAGCUAUGGCGUCGAUAACCUUCAGGACUCAACCAACAAUGCCAAGUAUGUAUUUAAACAGGAUGCAUAUACAAAUAACUGGCAUGAGUGGGUCGGAAUUGAUCCGCUAAAAACGCGCACGCCGGAGGGCGGCUGUAUAUUUGAGCUCGACGUUGAGACACAGCUUGGACGACCACCAAGGUUGACAUACAAUACGCCAUACAAAUUGUUCAACAAGGCGACCCGAUAUUACUUGGCAGCAGACGUUGGCGCGGAUGCGAGAAUUGGUGGCAGGACCAUGGGGCUUUUGUAUUACACCAGGAACGACAAAAGAACCGGGACAUUUGUUUUCCAGAAAGCGCAUCAGACCAGUGCUAAAGGCACGAUUGACGAGGGCGCCAAUGUCGAACUUCACUUGUGCAACGACAAUGACGUUCCCAUCGGACAGGUGAAGCGUAGUAUAAACGACGAAUCAACGCUGGGCGUCGAGCUAUAUGAUUGCCAGCUGAAUUUCCUCUUCGUCACAAACAACUCAUACAUGAGAUACGAGGAGAGUGAUUUCUAG